Molecule: messenger RNA, 2740 nt
Organism: Cryptotermes secundus
Lineage: Eukaryota; Metazoa; Arthropoda; Insecta; Blattodea; Kalotermitidae
Gene: boss
Product: protein bride of sevenless
Exons: 8
Coding region: 104-2623 (839 amino acids)
Biological process (GO): visual perception; G protein-coupled receptor signaling pathway
Cellular component (GO): membrane
Molecular function (GO): adenylate cyclase inhibiting G protein-coupled glutamate receptor activity; sevenless binding
Source: RefSeq, a predicted model, not a curated record
CAGCUCAUAUCGUGCCCACAUUUGCAACUGCCGGUAAAACGAACUGUGUAUUUCUUAUGUGCUUACAGCUCAAACUAUAUUUCGUGCUUAGAGUACAAAAGUUAUGGAGUCUGUCACAGCUUUCUUGGCCCUCCUGUGCUUGGGGAAUAUUUUGGGAAGUUGCUGCGCUCAUAAAGUUCCGUGUGAAACAAAGAGUUCGUCCAUUACUAUACCGGGUGAUGCCACUAUUAUAGACGGUAUAUUCGACAUGUAUACGGGAGCCAAUUGCUCUACACUGGUUACCGAAGGGAUUCAUCAGAUGCUGUCAGCUGUAUGGGUUGUCCAGGAACUUAACAGACAAAAUUUUAUACCAGGCGUCACACUGGGGUUGUUGUUGUACGACGCCUGCUCGGAACCUCUGACUGCCCAGAAAGCGUUAAAAACAGGAUUGCAAGAAACAGUAUGCCUCAGCACUUAUCCUUCAGGUGUGGUGACAACGCCAAGUAUUUCAACGCACUUGCAAGAAUUGGUGGCCACUGCGCACCUGCCUGUAUUCGUGACGAGUUCCGAGUACCCUGCUGUGGUCUCUACCCUCACAGCCUCCCUAUUGUCGGCUCUCAACUGGUCCCAAGUCGCCAUCACACUGGCUCCUUCUACUGAGUAUAUUUCAACUUUCGGACAAGCGGCAAGUAGAGAGGACAUCUGCGUUCAUCACCAGGCAUCUUUCGCUGACAGACACAGCUCGAUCUGGGCGACGGCGUUUCAGGCUUCAGAGCCGCGGCAGAAAGGAAACGUCGCACUAGUUUUUGGCUCAACGAAUGAGAUUCUGCGCACUGUACAAGUUGCUCGUGACGACAACACGGCUUCUACCCUGCAGUGGGUGCUCGUGCCCCUGAACAUACCUCAGGAACUGUCGUUUCUCGGAAACGUUCCGGCCGAUUCUUUAAUAGUAACAUCCCCAGCUUCCACUGUAAAGGAUACAGAGGAAAUCCUGACGUCACUGAAGAAAAUUGCUGCUUCUCAUAACAACAGCAACUACAAUAUAACUUCGAGAAUUACAAGCAGUCCUUUGUUUCUGGAAGUAGCUACGCCCAUCUUCAAUAUAUCCCGCACAAUAAGAAGUGCUCAGGCCCGAUAUUGCAAACCAUCGCUGAAGGAUAACGAUACAGGAUUGUGUCAGAAUCUGCCGCCAUUUCACGAACUUUCUUCUCAGCCCGUAUCUGACUCAAGUAAACUCCCUGAGAGCAAUACUGAAACUCUCCUCGUAUCCACAGUGUCCAAUAACUCAAGUUAUUACGUCGUUCAACGUGUUAAGACUGUCCCAAAACACGAACUGGAUAAAAUCGGUACAUUUCAGUUAUUUUACAACAAUACAGCUCUGUUUACGUUGGUAUCAAAUAACAUUAACAUGACAUUGUUUUUGGAUUUUGCAAAGGGUAAAGAGACACACUGUAUCAGUGAGAAUAACAAGUCUUCCUGCAAAAACGCCUGUCCAUAUAUCAGACAGGACGAAUAUAACGAGAAAACUGUCCCAUCAAGAAACGAGCCGAUAUUAUCGCUGCCCAUAACUUGGAGAGGAGACGCUUGGGUCGCUGCAAUCGCUUCUAUCGCGACAGUUGGUAUCGCCUGUUCUCUAGCCAUUUCUGCCUUCAUUCUGAUUCGUAUCUGCAAAGGUGAUGUGCUUGAGGGUAACCCUAGUUUCUCUUUCCUGCUGUUGAUUGCCAUUAACUUCACUUAUUUUUCUAUUCUCCCUUUCAGUUUCGUUUCUGAUGAUCCGUAUCACAGAGGCCUCAUCUGUGGUUCUCGCAUAUUUGGUACUAAUGUCAGCUACGCUCUUCUGUUUUCCAUCAUGCUUUCUCGGAGUUUCAUGUUAGCAUCUUGUGAUCAAGAUGGCGGAUUCAUGAGUCACGUCAACGGAUAUUUACAGACAGUUCUUUGUUUUUUCAUAGCUGGAGUGCAACUGGCUUUAAGUGUCCAGUUCUGGGCUAUAAAUUCAUCAUUCCUUGGAUCUCGCCAAUGUUCUUCCAUUUAUGACGGUCAUCUUUUCCUUUUUCUCCUCAGUUAUGACAUUUUCCUCCUUCUUCUCUUAGUGUGCACGAGCCCUUUCAUUGCCCGCUCCAAAAGGAACUAUCAAGAAGGAAUUUUCUUCACUGUAGCUUCAUUUCUGUGUCUUAUCACGUUUAUUGGAUGGAUCGCUGCUUACGUGUUUGUACCCAGACACUGGCAAGAUGCGGCGAUAACAGGGGGACUUAUCGGUACAGCAACAGUCAUCUUGGUGACAGUUUUUAUCCCCAGAACGUAUCUGAUGAUGACGGCGAUAGUACGUGAUCAUCUAGCAAGUGCUUUGCCAUCGCUUGCAUACACAAGCACCACCAGUAUCCAGGAUAUCAACUACAGAUCCACACAAGUCUUGUAUGAUACAGUCACGCCUCAUCCUCUCAUCCAUACGCCCGAAGUGACAGGACAGGCGAACCCAAACUUCUAUUCCGAACAGCCUCAAUCACCGGUUCAAUCUGACCCGGGAACAUCGAUAAAACAAGCCAGUUCUGAAAUUGGUUUUGGUGAUAGGAGAACAGUUUCGUCCGAAAACACAUACGCGAGGUAUGAUACUCCUCCUUCACCUCACAAAGUUACGCGAUUUUAAAAAAAUGAUAGCUUCCGGUUGACUUCAAUUCAAACAAGACCAUAUGUCUCCAACUCACUCACUCAUGGUGCAGAGUAUUUCUUGAGAAGCCACCAAUUGUGCAACCACUCAAGAAUU